CAUCUGUCAGGGAGAGUAAUGAAUAUUUAUUUGCAUCCAUUUUUUAUGAUAAAAAUAUACACUACGGCGUUUUUUUUGUAACAAUAAAUCAUCUCUUGAUAAUAUAAAGGGAUAUAAAUAAUGAUAUUUAUGGAGGUUAGAAAAUCUACUGUAUGAUUCCACGUGUUUUUCUAACCUUCAAAAAUGUCACUUUUGACGUCUCACUUUUUAUACCAUCGACCGAAAAUGUUUAUUCCUCAAACAUUUGUGUUUUUACGGAAAAAAAGAAGAAAAAUAUUUUGAUCAAAAUUUAAAUAAAACAAGUGUUAACAUUUAAAUUAUUUGCAAAAUGGAUGACAAAGUGGUGAUCGAAGAUAUUUAUCAACCUGCUUUAAAAGAUGUAUUAUUAAAUGAAUUCGAAAUAGAAGAAUUACAGAAAGAGAAAGAGUUGGUGUACAAUUUCACGAACAUACAUUAUUUGGAGUUGAAGAAAUGGCCAAUCUUUAAUUUAUUAAGUUUGGACUUUAUUAAGCAAAUUUAUAUGGUUCUAAUAAUUGAUGAAAAUGGAGCUAUUAUUGCGACCAGAGAUGGAUUGGUACAUGCCUUGGGUAAUAAUAACAAUGGAAAAUUAGGAAUAGUUAAUAUACGUAAUAUUCUGCAGCCAAUACAAAUAGAUAUAUUCUAUAAAGAAACUAUAGACAAGUUUGUCUGUUGCUUGGAACGAGGUCGUACUGCACUUCUGGCAAAUGGAAAGGUAUAUUUCUGGGGUACCAAUGAAGUCCUGUCAUCUGAUACAUUGUACACAUUUUAUCAAAUCACUGACUUGAAAAACAACUAUAUUAAAGAUCUAGUGUGUGGUAUGAAAUAUUUUCUUUUUCUCACUAUAAGUGGAAAGGUAUAUUUCUGGGGAGUAGAGACUUGGAAAAUAAACCUUAAAGAUAUUGAAAGAGAUGUACAUAAUAAUGAACAUGAUUCAACAAAAGAUGACACAAGCAACACGGAUUUGUUUUACAAGAUAAAUUUUAAUGGAAAUAAAGUUGUAUUUAUUGCUUGUGGUGCACAUUUUAAUGUUGCAAUCACUGAUGAGGAUCAGGUAUAUAGCUGGGGCAGUAAUAUAUAUGGCCAAUUGGGCAUUGAUGAAGUACCUCAUGUAAGCAGAUUAAAAACAUUAAACAGCAUUUACAAAUCGACUCCGCAUGAAAUCACUACGCUCUCCAAAAAAAAUAUAGUUAAGAUAGUCUGCGGAAGCGCGCAUUCAUUGGCACUUACGAAGAAAGGACAACUCUAUGUUUGGGGUGGAAAUCAUUACAAACAAUCGGGUACAAUCAAAUAUGAUGUUAAACUAUUGUGCUGCCCUGUUAUGUUGGAAAUGGAAGUAAAGAUAUUGGACAUCGCGGCAAAUUACUUACAUCAUACAAGCGUCGCUCUCGGUAGUGAUGAACGUAUCUAUAUAUGGGGCUAUUGGAAUAAUGAGGAGAUAAAUACUCCGACUAUCACCCAGUUCUUGAACAUGUACGAUAUAUUCCUACAUAAAGUACCAUACAUGAUUUACAAUAUCAUGCCUGUGAAUAAAUAUGAACGCAAAUGUGAUGCAUUCAAAAUAUUGGGAUGCAUUCAAGAUGCGUUCAAUUCUGAUGAGAAGACUGAUCUCAUAAUACAAGUAGAAAAGCAAUCUAUUUAUGUACAUAAAGCUAUUCUGGUUAUCCGCAGUACAUAUUUCAGAUAUAUGUUCCAACAUGAUUGGGCAGAUAAGAAUAUCAGAGAGGAACAAGCGCAAUAUAAUUUCACGAGACAACAUCCUUUUGAAUUGAAGAGAUGGCCAAUGCUUAAUUUAUUGGAUUCGAACUUUAUAAUGGAUAUAUAUAAAAUUAUGAUAUUUGGUGAACACGGUGAGGCAUUUAUAAUCGCGAUGAGAAACAACAUGGUAUAUGCUUUGGGCACUAAUGACAAUGAGCGAUUAGGAUUUGAGAAUGUGGAAAAUGUCACAAAUAAAAUACUAUAUCCUGAAAAAAUAAAAAUGUUGAGUGGAUAUCCUAUAAAGAAAUUUUGUUGUUGUUUGGAAGUAUGUAAUGCUGCACUUCUAAAUGGAAAGGUAUAUUUCUGGGGUACAAGUACAUUUCAAUCUGUACAUAAAACACCUUUUGAACUUGAUGAGUUGCGUGACAAAGAAAUUAUAGAUGUUGCAUGUAGUGCUACAUAUUUUCUUUUUCUCACUGCAGAUAAAAAUCUGUGUAUUUGGGGAAAGCACUCUUACAAUGUAAAUGUAAAUGAACAUCAUUUAACAGAAGAUCACAUACACAUCACGAAUAAGUUUGAAAUAAUAUUAGACGCUUUGAGUGAAAAGAGAAUUUCACAUAUUGCUUGUGGUUCAAAUUUUAGUAUUGUUAUCACUUAUGCAAGUAAGGUAUAUAGUUGGGGCAACAAUGAAUAUGGACAAUUGGGACAUACUGUUGAAAAUCCUCUACACAAAAUAAAUAAACAAUGCAAUAAAGUCUGUUAUUCUCCAGUGGAAAUUACUACAUUCUCAGAUAAAAUAAUAACUCGAGUAGUCUGCGGUAAAGAGCAUACAUUGGCGCUUUCGAAUGAAGGAAAACUUUACACCUGGGGUAGAAAUAAUUAUGGACAAUUGGGUAUAGGCAACGAAAAGGAUUCCCCUUGUCCUAAUUUGUUGUCAAUGAAAGAGAAGAUAUUGGACGUCGCAGCAGUAUAUACAAGUGACAUAAGUGUCGCUCUCGGUUGUGAUAACCAUGUCUAUGUAUGGGGUUGCUGUUUUGGUGAGAAAAUUGCAACUCCGAUUAUCACAUCAUUUUCUAAUAUAUACGAUGUAUUCACAUACAAUGUGCCGUUCAUAACUAAUGAUUGUGAUUUCGACCACGUAAAUAUGCCCAUACGUGUAAAUAAAACGUCGAACAGGAUAUUGCAAUGCAUACAAGCUGCGUUCAAUGAUUCCAAGACGAGUGAUCUCGUAAUAAAAGUAAAUGAAAAAUCUAUUUAUGUACAUAAAACGAUCCUGAUGUUGCGCAGUAAAUUUUAUGAAAUCAUGUUCACUAAAGUGGCAGAAAAAAAUCUAAGUGUAAUCGAGGAUAAUCAAUUUUCUUAUGUUGUGUAUAAAGCUUAUCUGGAAUAUUUAUAUACUGCAACAAUCAAAUUAUCUACUAUCGAAGACGUUUUAGAGUUGUUGACUUUAGCUAAUACAAACAACGAGAUUAUACUAAAAUAUCAAUGUAGUGAGAUGAUAAUAGAAUCAGGAAUCACCACAUUGAAUGUCAUUUUUAUCUAUAAUUUAGCACUUCAAUGUAAUAUGAAAGAUUUGGAGGAAUAUUGCUUCCAGUUCAUAUUGAAGGAUACAACAACUAUAUUAAGCAAAUUUUUUAACAGAUUGGAUGAUAAUACACAACUCUAUUUGAUAAAUAAAAUGGCUAUGGCUAAGGCUUUUAAAACGAUUGUGAAAGCCUAUUCGGAGCAACUUGUAUAAUGUAUAUAUGCACAAAGAUAUCGACAAGCUAUAUGCUUAAUGUAAAAAAAUGUUACCGCCACAAUGUUUAAAAUAAUACAUGUUACAAGUUGAUAUUGAAAAAAAGAGCAUCAUUACACACAAAUUAUGUUUUCUACAUUUGAUGCAUAAUUUAUUGAUUUAAUAUUUAUAUCAUAUUAUUCUUCCACCAUGAUUUAUAUAUAGAAUCUAUCUGAAUAAGUUUUAAGUUUUUGAUAUAUUAAUG
This is a messenger RNA of Nylanderia fulva, 3698 nucleotides long. RefSeq lists its product as uncharacterized. Gene Ontology annotation, molecular function: protein binding. NCBI's taxonomy places the organism in Eukaryota, Metazoa, Arthropoda, Insecta, Hymenoptera, Formicidae. The record is from RefSeq and is a predicted model, not a curated record.